AUGAACGCGGGACUCAAAUAGUGAGGCGACUUUCCACAAAACGAAGCGAACAAGUGACACGUUUCAGCAAGAACAGUUCCUACUACAUAAUGGUGUACAACGAUUGCACCGGUUACGGUCGGCACUCAUUCUACGCGCCGAAUGGAGCGGGGAAGCACUCGUUCCGUCGCGGCGGAUGCAAUGUGUACGUGUAUUGGAGCAGUGAUUGGAACAAAGCGAGUCAAGCGGCGAGGGAUCGAUUCACGCAGCAAGCACGGACAUUCGGAAAUAAAGGGCUACCAGUGUAAGGGCUUGAACGAAUGCAACUAGCAUCCAAAACGUCCUAACCAACCUAGAAAAUGCGACGAAAGCUUUUGGAGCGGCCCGGAUCUCAACUACUCGGGCUAUCCGAAGCACGUGCUGGAUAACGAGCUCACCAACGCCGGCUUUGUGGGAAUGAUCAGAGACGAUCAGGGUCUGACGCUUCGAGUCUCGGCCUGUGUGACACCUACGCCCGGAUACCACACAGAGAUGACACUCGGCAUCCCGAACUCGAACAAUCCGAAUGUGUUCGGUCUUCCCGGCCGGUACGAAAAGUUCCGGGGGACCAAGUAUAUGAUGAUUUUUGGAUAUUAUUGA
Caenorhabditis sp. 36 PRJEB53466 is the source of this 618-nucleotide messenger RNA. Lineage: Eukaryota; Metazoa; Nematoda; Chromadorea; Rhabditida; Rhabditidae. The record is from the annotation of a GenBank genome assembly.